UAUUUAAUUAGCAUCUGGUCAUAAUUCCAUAUUGGAAGCUGAGAAAAAUGUGUCAAAUAAUUUUCGGUCAUUUACGUUAUCACAUGGCCUUUCUAUUCUAAACGGCCUUGAAAGUAGCAUGUGAACUCCAAAAAAAGGAUAUAAUCAUUAAAUCGGCGAUUUUAAAGUUGGAAGGUCUGAGCUUUAGAUUGACUUACAAGUUUCCAUAUUAUAAUUCCAAUUUGGAUAACAUUCAUAAGAAAGACGAAGUUAAUUUGGUUUGGGGAGUUGCCAUUAGUUUUGAAGGCAUUGAACGCCAAUGUUGGAAAUUUCCGGGUUCCCAGUUUCAAAAGUUGUGAACGUGGCAUUAGACAAUUUCGACAACUUACUCAGCUGUUUCUACGACAUCAACCUGACCAUCUGCAAGUUUUCCAAUGCUGCCUUCGGAAAACGAUCGAGAGCGCCUGCAAGCAACACUUGAUGGAUUAGCCGCAUAUACAUUUAACGUGAAUCAAUAAAAAGCUCGUGUGUUGUCGCGAAUCUGAACUAAAAAGAAGAAUUCAGAUAGGUCUACUCAACCUGAGCAUCGCCACAAAGCUCUCAUUCACUGGAUUGGACUGUUUUCACUCAAACGUCUACAGGAAACGCACAGGGCUCCACUCCAAUUACACGACAUGGGAAUCUGACAGUCAGGGGAUUCGUCUCGGCGCUCCAGAGAUGAAUUUUGACCAGCCCCCUCCCUACGGGGGACCUGUACCCUCUGCCCCAGGAUACCCUGCUCCUACAGCCCCAGGAUACCCUGCUCCUACAGCACACGGAUACCCUGCUCCUACAGCACCCGGGUACCCUGUUGCAACGGCCCCUGGGUACCCUAACCAGGCCGCCCCGGGAUACCAACCCCAAGGGUUACAAAAUCAGGGGUACCCAACCCAGGGGUAUUCUGCACCUGGGUACCCCGCCACAGAUCCGGCAUACCCCAGCUUCCCCCCCGAUGCAUACCAGGGCCAGCCUGGCUAUCAGGGCUACCAGAUGCCCCCUCAGCCGCAGUUUGGAUGGCAGGACCCCCAGCCUGGUGCGCAGAUGUACGGCGAAGCCCCCAAGAACACAGUUUACGUUGUGGAUGGCAGGGGACGAGACGGCGGAGGUGGCGGAGGAGGCGGAGGAGGGGAAAACGCCUGUCUCACCGCCUGUUGGACGGCCCUGUGCUGUUGCUGUCUGUGGGACAUGAUGACAUAGUCACAGAGCCUAAUGGGACGACACCCCAUGGUGACCGCGGCAUAUGACCCCCUGGACAUUUUAACCGAAAAUGUGUGUUACUGUCUCUGUCCUGUCUUCUCUAACUUCGUUAUUGCAUAAUACAUGUUAAUUAUCAUAUUUGUUGCUAGCUAAAGCCAGAGAAACUAAAAGUACUAAAGCUAACAUUUGUUUUGGAAAGUAUUGUCUUCACUAAAGAAGCAUUUAUUUAAAGGUUGUCUGUGAUCAGGUCAAUUUUGAGUAUAGGUUAUAUUUAUUUCUGUUUGUUUUUCAUAUUUGUUGUGUUGGAGACUUACGUUUUUCGUUUAAUCAUUAACAAAGAGGGAAUGUUCUGGCCUUUUAAUGGUGAAGAAAAUUAUAUGAGGUCAGCUUAGAAUCCUUUCUCCUAGAAAUAAGUAAAAUCAUUCACACAACAAACCUUUGUUACGGUUAGAAUCAGUUAUAGCUGGCUCAUGGCUAAACCAGUUAGAUCUGUACCAAACACAUGUAAAUACGAGCUUUUAGCUGUGCGUUAGGUGCCUAUGUUCGGACAACUUAUUUUGGGGAGUGCUCCUCACCCCUCUGGCUUAACUCACAUGGGUCGAGUGUGAGGCCAGGGAGGUGGGUGUUUCUAUUUCUGAAAGGUUGUUCUGUUAGCUGAGAUUGAAGCCCUAUUUAUAACUACUGCUUUGAUGUGCCUCAUAUUUUACCUUGUCCACAUUGUGAUUUUAUCCACAUUUAUGUAGACAAUUCAAUUAAAAUGUAUUGCGAUCAGAGUGUAUCUUAAGUGGUAACAAGGAUUCUAGAUUAUCAAACCAUUAAAAUUAUUCCUAAAAGGAUUGGAAACAUUAACUCAGGCCAUUCAUAUUUGUCUUAAAUCUUAGCAUUACACUGAAAUAAAUUUUUUGGCACAAUUAGAAUCUGUAACUCUGUGCGGAGCUGUGGUCGAGUGGUAAAAACUUCUGGCUUCAGGAUCAUACACGGCUCCCAGCUGGAGAUCAGGAUCCAAUACUGUCUAUGCCCUCAGCUGUAUUCUGUUCAUUAACACUGUCAGUAGAAGCCUUGUAAAAACACAAUAUGAUUAAAGAGUGACUUCAA
Esox lucius (northern pike) is the source of this 2310-nucleotide messenger RNA. Its product is annotated as cysteine-rich and transmembrane domain-containing protein 1. Lineage: Eukaryota; Metazoa; Chordata; Actinopteri; Esociformes; Esocidae. The record is from RefSeq and is a predicted model, not a curated record. Bases 697 to 1215 code for a protein of 172 amino acids. Gene Ontology annotation, cellular component: extracellular exosome. The transcript is spliced from 4 exons.